Daphnia carinata is the source of this 4628-nucleotide messenger RNA. Its product is annotated as DNA nucleotidylexotransferase-like. Gene Ontology annotation, molecular function: DNA binding; DNA-directed DNA polymerase activity. Gene Ontology annotation, cellular component: nucleus. NCBI's taxonomy places the organism in Eukaryota, Metazoa, Arthropoda, Branchiopoda, Diplostraca, Daphniidae. Bases 1 to 1617 code for a protein of 538 amino acids. The transcript has 12 exons. The record is from RefSeq and is a predicted model, not a curated record. Gene Ontology annotation, biological process: double-strand break repair via nonhomologous end joining.
AUGUCCCUUUCACCCUCAAUCAAAAAGAGAAAACAGCAUGAUGAUGCGAAUGGUCAAGCGGAAAAGAUUUUUCCCGCCAAAAGCCCUGAAUCGAAACCUAUAAUUAUUUACAUACAUCCAGAGGGUAUUGGACCUAAAAGAUUGGAUAUCAUGAAGCGUUCCGCCAUAAAGAAUGGAUUUCAGUUAUCGAAUGCUAUGACGGCUGAUGUGACUCACAUCGUAUCAGAACUACAAUCUAAAGAGGAUGUUUGGAACAGUAAAGAACUUAAGAAAAUCAGAAACUGGAAUGGUUAUAUUGUGGAAUCACAAUGGCUUGUUGAAUGUUCGAAGUUUAAUUCUCUGGUAUCAGUGACUGGCUAUCUUCUCCCAUCGCUGCCCACUUCUGAAUCAAUAUCAGUUAAUAUCCCACAAGAAGAAACAUCGUUGUAUCCAGACCCAAACUUUGAUUUGAGCAAGUUCAAUGAAUGUGUUGCUGAAAGAAGAGCUGUACUAGACCACCAGAACAAGGAUAUAGCAGAAGCACUUGAUUUACUAAGGGAAUAUUGGUCACUAUGUCAUCAAACUGUUACCGACGAGCGACGUGCGCUUGCUUUUGCACGAGCAGCGGCAGCAGUAAAAUGCUUGCCUUUCCGAGUGACAAACCCACGUCAGUUAAAAGGAAUAAAAGACCUUGGUGAUGGCCAUGCAUUGCGCGUCGCUACACAGAUCGUUGAAUCUGGGCACAGCCAGGAAGUGGAGGAAAAGAGAAACGACAAGAAAUUUCUUUCCUUUCAAAUAUUUUGUAAAGUCUUUGGAGUAGGUCCUUCUAUUGCCAAGAAAUGGUAUGCUAUGGGUCUACGCACGGCUGAAGACGUAAAAAAACGCUUUGAUCAGUUGGAUGUCAGCAAAGAUAAUAUGAUUUCAUACGGAGUGGCUUUCUACGACGAUUUGAAUCAACCGCUGCUGUUGGCAGAAGCAGAGAACACAUACAAGCACAUCACAGCCUUAGCUCAACGUAUCUUACCAUCAGUCGUGACUAGCAUGAAUGGAGGAUUUCGCCGAGGGAAAUCUAGUGGUCACGACUUGGACGUGCUGUUUUCGUAUCCAGAGCGUGAGCAUAAUGACCACGGUUUAAUUGCAACCGUUCGGGACGAACUGGACAAAAAAGGUCUGGUCGUUUGGUCACGGUCUUCGCGCGCAGACGGGCCGAAAGGUGCUGAAAUCGAUUCCAGUCCACUUCCUGCUGGAGCAGCAAAAGACCAUUUACUACAGAUCAUGAUUAUUUUGAAGUAUCCGCUUGAUGAUCGUUUCGACCAGCUUGAACGACGCGACUUUUCAACCGAAAAGAAUCUAGGGCCUUUCCAGUUGGUGGAUUCAGCUCGCCCUUGGCGAGCAAUACGGGUGGAUUUAGUUGGCUCAAGAACUGCACAGUAUCCCUAUGCUCAGAUAGGAUGGACCGGCAAUAAACAGUACAACCGCUGCCUGCGCCAGUACGCGAAAGAUGCCCUCAACUACUCCCUGAGCAGCACUGGUCUUUAUGACAAGCGACAGCACCGUUGGCUACCUGCUCAAACAGAGCGAGACGUUUUCGAUCAUCUGAAGCUGAGCUAUCGCGAGCCUUGGGAACGCAAUUUUUAAAGGCUGUGUUUUCUUAUCGGCCUAAAAGAACCAGAAGCACAUGUGCCUAUAUCAAUGAGAAAGUUCUCAUUGUUGUAUGGAUCUCAGGUUUCCCCUAGAAAUUUUUACAAUGUUUCCGAUUCAGAAAAAAAAAUUUUCUUACUGUCAAUGACCCCAUUUUACGCUUGCGAGCAGAUGUACGCCAGUUUUGCAUUGAUAGAACGGUCUUUCGAGCCCCAUUCCACACUAGUCUUUUAGAUCGCGCGUCUUUUUUUAAAUUCAGACCGUGAAAGCUGGGUCUUAUAGAAAUGAUUUCAAAUGGCCGCCUCAAGAUGCGAUGGCUUUCUCCUCGAACCGUUUCGAUAGUCUCGACUAUCCAAUUAUUACUUAAUGUGCGUGCGUCUAGUUCCCAAAGUGGGGUUCGGCGACACACGCAUGUUUCAACAUCACUAAAAUUUAAUGUUACCUGCACUAUAACUUCCUCAAUUGCAGGUCCAUUUUCUCUUUCCCGUUGGUCCUUUUUUUUUCGCUCUUCUGCUCGUAACUAUUAUGUUGAUUACUAUCCACUUCCCCAAUCUGAAUUACCUUUUUUUUGCGGCGCUUAUUAAAAAAGUAACAAAGCCUUUCACGUCGUGAGCAGCAACGAGCAGUAGGGAGGGGAUUGCGAAAAAAAAGCACAGUUGCAAUAAUUUUUGGAUUGUUUUCGGGUUUGUUGAGUAAGUUAACUACGUCUCCUUCCGCUCCAUGCAACGGUUUUUGGCAGAACACCCUGAAUUCUGUACGACCGCUCGUGUCCCGUAAUGGGGCGAUACACGGCACGGUAGGGCACCUGAAGGGCAACAUAAUCUUUUCCUCGAGGCGGAACAACCGAAAAAUUGGCGGCUUUUAGAGUCUGGUUGAUGCAUUUAACCGUGACCUUUAUGUAGAACAGACAAAUGUAGACGCAGUGACGUUGUCCUUUAGCCCGUGAUUAGUCCCAAUCCGAAAUUAGCAUGUGUUGAAUGGAAUUUUUUUUCCUCCCUUCCAUGGAGCGCCAAGUCGCUUUUCAUCAGUUUAAUUUUUUUAUUUUUAACGUCGGUGUUGAUUACGCGGAUUGUUUGUGCGUGAUGGAAAGUCUGAGAAUGACAAAUGGCUGGAGGGACGUCGCUUAAAUCUCGAGCUGUUAUUUAUCCUUGCGGAUGUAAAACGUGUGUGAGAACAACGAGGAAGAAAUAUGGCGGUCCCGACCUGAAAUAGCAUACGUACCUUCUUUUCUCGUUAAAAAAACGAACGGACGAUUGUCGCAUAUUUUCCUCUUUGUUCGUUACACGGGCGGGCGAAAUGUGUGUCGCUCGUCGUCACCGUUCUGGCCGUCUGACUUUCCGAGUAACGCGUGCAUCAACUAUUAUUAUUAAGUACUGUCCGUUUUCUCCUUUAAAAAAUCGGUCCCGUCAUAAACAUGGUUUUUUUUUUGUGUGUGUUUCUUUUUAUUCUUAUCGUAGGAUUAUUUAUAGCGAUUAUUUACCUCGUUCUGAUUCAGAGAAGAAGAAAGACGAUUUCUUUUUCACCUGUUUAGUGCGUGUUUUUCUUUUUUAAACUGUCCGAUAAAGCCGCGUAAGUGGGUGGUGAAUAGUUGGGGCAGAGCCUUAUAUUUCUUAUGUGAUGCGAAACGACACAGUUCCCGCUUUUUCUUGUUUUAAAUCAUUUCUUCUAUUUUUAAGAAAAUGAGAUUUCGUUCCAUUUCCAUGUUUUUUUUUCUUAUUUUCUAAUAAUUAAAAAUUAAAACCGGUUAUGAUAUUCGAUCGGUUUGGCGAACCAUAUUCGAACGCUUCUAUCUUAUGUAACGCAGAUGAAGUGGCACAAUUGGCCGCUAGGAUAUGUAUCGUCCCUUUCGGCCCCACUUAGCGUGUCGUCUUUUUAACCGCAAUCUUUUUUUUUUUUACAUCAACACGGGAGGCGGAGAAAACAAAAGGAAAACUAAGAACGAAAAAAAAACAACAAAUGUUUUGAAUUUUUAAUAAAGCCCGUUACACACACAUGAGGGGGGGAGGGGACGCUCGAGGAUGUGGAGCAAGGUACUCGAGUUUUGCGUGCUCUCAAGUCUUUUAUAUUUCUCUCGUUCGCACGAUCGGUAUUUUGGCCGGUUGAACUUUACAAAACAAAAGAGGGACGAAAGCGUGAACAUCUUUCGGAACUGGCGAAAAAGAAAUGUAAUAAACUGCUGCAAAAAUUGGCAGAGUGCAUUGUACUUUGAGGGAAAUAAAGAAAAAGACCCGCUGACUUUGUACAUACACACACACACACGCGAGAGGUGAUGGUCGUGCGUUCGAUGUUUUGCGGUAAAGAAAAAGUCAUAAAUAAUGGACUAGGAAAAAGAAUAAAGGAACGAAACGAGAACAGCCGUCGCCCUAAUGACCUGAACCGUCUGAGCACUAAGCAAAACAAUUCUGCCCCAACAUGAAAACUGAGAAGGAAAUGAAAAAAAAAAAAAAAAAAAUCAGAUGAACUUGCACCAGCCGUGUUAUUUCUAUCGUACACGAAAAAAGACUUUGCAAAGGAGACUGAAGACCUUAUUUUAAACGAAGGAUAACGGAGCACUCGAUCGACCUGCACCUAAAUACCAUGUCGCCGAAGAAGAAUCGUGUACUAAUAGGAAUACGUAUCAAAUGACGUGUGUCAAGUAGCCAAAGCUAAAAGAAAAGGUUGGCAACGAUGUAUUGGGGCUGCAAUGUGAGUGACCGACCCGACAGCUCUGGACCAACUACCACCAUAGCUGAAGAUGUGUGUGUGCUCUGCCGACAUUGAAGUAAAAAUAAGUAAAGAGGAGGGAGGCGGGAGAAAGCGCAAAUGCGGUUUGUUAGUCCCGAAGCAAAAGGGUGGAGGGAGGGGGCAGUAGGCGGACCGAUGCGCUUUGGCGCAAAAGUAGGCUAAAGUCUACGAAAGAAACAAAGACACUGAAGAAGUACAUACCUAAAUAGAAGGAAGGUGUAGCGGACAAAAAAGCGGUGAAUUUUUUUUUUUUUUUUUUAUUAUUCUCCUCCCCGUUCAAUUUG